Molecule: messenger RNA, 8543 nt
Organism: Lacerta agilis (Sand lizard)
Lineage: Eukaryota; Metazoa; Chordata; Lepidosauria; Squamata; Lacertidae
Gene: PTPN21
Product: protein tyrosine phosphatase non-receptor type 21
Exons: 20
Coding region: 279-3950 (1223 amino acids)
Biological process (GO): protein dephosphorylation
Cellular component (GO): cytoskeleton
Molecular function (GO): protein tyrosine phosphatase activity
Source: RefSeq, a predicted model, not a curated record
CCAAAGGAAUACCCAUGAAAUGGUUUCAUCCGGAUUGCUCUCCGAAGUGCGCUUGGAUGGUUGCAGUUAAAAGUCCUCUUUCCUUGAACUGCUGCAACAGAAUUUUCGCCCAUGCUUCCUUUGCUCAGAUCUUGGAGGAGGACCUGCCACUUUUUGAUGGCCGCUGCUGCAGCUGCCGGUUGAUCAUCUGGGGACUUCAUAGCUCCUGACUAUUCGUGGGAGGCAAGGCAUUCCUGGAAGGCUUUCUGUGACUUCUUGUGAAUGUGCUAGGGAAGAAAAUGCCUCUGCCUUUCGGGCUGAAGCUGAAACGAACUCGACGCUACACAGUGUCUAGCAAGAGCUGCUUGGUGGCCCGCAUCCAGUUGCUUAACAAUGAGUUUGUGGAAUUUACACUGUCGGUGGAGAGCACCGGGCAGGAAAGCCUGGAGGCCGUGGCACAGAGGCUGGAACUUCGAGAGAUCACUUAUUUCAGCCUUUGGUAUUUCAACAAGCAAAACCAGCGCCGGUGGAUAGACUUAGACAAGCCUCUGAAAAAGCAACUGGACAAAUAUGCCUUGGAGCCGACUGUAUUCUUUGGUGUGGUGUUUUAUGUGCCUUCUGUCUCCCAGCUUCAGCAGGAGAUUACCAGAUACCAGUAUUAUCUACAGUUAAAGAAAGACAUAUUGGAAGGAAGCAUCCCAUGCACGUUCGAGCAAGCAGUGCACCUGGCUGGCUUAGCUGUUCAAGCUGAUUUUGGAGAUUAUGACCAAUAUGAAUCACAGGAAUUUCUACAGAGAUUUGCCUUGUUUCCUGUGGGUUGGUUGCAAGAUGAAAAGAUCCUGGAAGAAGCAACCCAGAAAGUGGCCUUACUCCAUCAGAAGUACAGGGGCCUCACUCCGCCUGAUGCAGAAAUGUUAUAUAUGCAAGAAGUUGAGAGGAUGGAAGGAUAUGGUGAAGAGAGUUAUCCUGCGAAGGACAGCCAAGGAAGUGACAUAUUCAUCGGAGCUUGUCUUGAUGGAAUCUUUGUGAAACACAAAAAUGGUCGGCCUCCCGUAAUCUUUAGGUGGCAUGACAUUGCUAACAUGUCCCACAACAAGUCCUUUUUUGCAUUAGAAUUGGCAAAUAAAGAAGAGACUAUCCAGUUCCAAACUGAAGACAUGGAAACGGCAAAAUAUGUGUGGAGGAUGUGUGUGGCCAGGCACAAAUUUUAUAGACUAAAUAAAUGUAGCCUAGACUCCCCAGAUUCUCCGCCUGAGGAAGGCUCUCAGAAAUCUUUCCUCAUUCUUUCCUUUCCACGCUUUCCAAUCCUUUCUCGUCCUUCUCUGCUCAAAGGACAAGCUCAGGCGGUGACCGUGAAUCCGGUUAGAAGAAGGUCCUCCUCCAGGAUGUCUCUGCAGCCCAAACCACAGCCUUAUAUGAUGGCUCCGCCGCCACCUCAGUUGCACUACAAUGGACCCUAUGCAGACCAGUAUACAUCUUCCCAAGAUAACCUCUAUGGGAAUAACCAGAACGGCUAUUACUGCCACUCUCAGACCAGCCUGGACAGGGCGCCGCAUGACUACAAUGGCAGAAUCCGCAACGGCAGCGUCUACAGCGCUCACAGCACAAACUCGUUGAAUAAUCCACAACAUUACAUGCAGCCGUCGCCCAUGUCCUCCAACCCGAGCAUCACCGGCAGCGACGUCCUCCGGUCUGAUUACGUCCCGUCACACCGACACAGUGCCCUUAUACCGCCUUCGUAUCGGCCUACCCCGGAUUAUGAGACGGUGAUGAAGCAGCUUAACCGCGGAAUGAUACACUCGGAGAAGCAGAGCCACUCGAUGAGGAACCUUAACAUCGGCAACUCCUACGCCUACAGUAGGCCCGACGCCAUGGUUUACAGCCAGCCUGAAAUCCGAGAACACGCCAGUUUCACCUCCCCUCAUUCUGGCCACUACCCGUUCAACCUGAAUUACAGUUUCCACAGCCAGUCGCCCUACCCCUAUCCUGCCGAAAGGCGCCUGGUGGUUGGAGCGGUGAGCGUCCCUGAGCUGACGAACGUUCAGUUACAGGCCCAGGAGUACCCUGCGCCAAACAUCAUGAAGACUCAAGUGUAUCGCCCCCCACCUCCUUACCCUCACCCGAGACCCGCCAACAGCACACCGGACCUUUCUCGGCACCUCUACAUCAGCAGCAGCAACCCAGAUCUCAUUACCCGGCGGGUCCAUCACUCGGUCCAGACGUUUCAGGAAGACAGUCUACCCGUUGCACAUUCCCUCCAGGAAGUGAGCGAGCCCUUGACGUCGGCCCGGCACGCUCAGCUGCAGAAGAGGAACAGUAUUGAGAUAGCUGGCUUGGCCCACAACUUUGAGGCCAUGAGGAUCAAAGAGAGGACCAUGUCGGCAUCAGCCGCAGAUGUGGCCCCUCCAAAGGUUAUACUUGCCAGCUCGCAGCCCACUGUUUUCCUGGAGAGGAUGAAACAAGAGGAAAACGAGGAGCAAGAGGAAAAUGUGAGCUAUGGGCAUAAGAAAUCUCUUUCAGAUGCCACUAUGCUGAUUCACAGCAGCGAGGAAGAGGAAGAAUUUGAAGACGAACACAAGGCCAAUGCAACCCUCUCUCCCUUCGUCAAUGGGAAACCCCAGCUUCCUUCUGUCAUGGGAUGCUAUCCUUCUGAAUCCUUACUGAACUACCCCUACAGCUCCAUCACUUCACACCCUGGCCCUUUGCACAUACACGAACCUAAGUUGCAUAUUACUGAGACCGAGAAGAGAGUAAAAGAUACGAGUCCUGCCCACAUCGUGGCUGACACUCAGGUACAGAGAAGAGGCGAUGGGCUGCUGACUCCGUCUGUGUCAGAGUCUGACUUAACAAUGUCUGCAAGGUACAGGGUGCGGAAGGAUUCCGUAAAGAAGAGGCCUGUGUCUGAAUUGCUUUCCGGGAAGAAGAACAUAGUGGAAGGGCUUCCUCCUUUAGGGCAGGUCAUGAAAAAGAACAGAGCCGAAGCCAAAAAAAUGGGACCUUUGAAGUUAGCUGCUCUAAAUGGACUGACGUUAUCUCGGCUGCCACUGCCAGACGAAGGGAAGGAGGAACCUGCCAGAGCAACAAACGAUGAACGGUGUAAAGGUCUGGAACAAGGGUUGGAACAAGGGAUGGUGUUUACAGAAUAUGAGCGGAUCCAGAAGAAAAGGCUUCUGGAUGGGGACUGUUCAAUUGCCCGCCUUCCAGAAAAUGCAGAAAGGAACAGGUUUCAGGAUGUGCUUCCUUAUGACGACACCCGAGUAGAGCUGGUCCCUACUAAAGAAAACAAUACGGGUUAUAUCAAUGCAUCCCAUAUUAAGGUCUGCGUUGGGGGCAUGGAAUGGGAUUAUAUUGCUACCCAAGGUCCUUUGCAGAAUACAUGCCAAGAUUUCUGGCAGAUGGUGUGGGAGCAAGGGGUUGCCAUUAUAACCAUGGUGACUGCAGAAGAGGAGGGAUGCCGAGAGAAAAGCUUCCGAUACUGGCCGCGGCUUGGCUCGAGGCACAACACGGUGACGUACGGGAGAUUCAAGAUCACCACCCGAUUCCGAACAGACUCUGGCUGUUACGCCACGACAGGCCUGAAGAUCAAGCACCUCCUCACGGGGCAAGAGAGAACGGUUUGGCACCUUCAGUACACAGACUGGCCGGAGCAUGGCUGCCCAGAGGACAUAAAAGGGUUUCUUUCAUACUUGGAAGAGAUACAGUCAGUCCGGCGCCAUACAAACAGCACCGCGGAUCCCACAGCCCCCAACCCUCCCCUGCUAGUGCAUUGCAGUGCUGGCGUUGGGAGAACCGGCGUGGUCAUCUUGUCGGAGAUCAUGAUUGCCUGCUUGGAGCACAAUGAGCCACUGGACAUCCCAAGAAUGCUGGAUAUGUUAAGGCAGCAAAGGAUGAUGAUGGUGCAGACCUUGUGCCAAUACACAUUUGUCUAUGGAGUCCUCAUCCAAUUCCUUAAGAGUUCAAGGCUUAUAUAAACCUUCCUUACUCCGCUUCCUCAGCCUCGCUGUUUGCAAGAGUUUACAAAAGCAGUUUUGCCUUCUGCCGGGGCAACCUUUCUGGCUUGGUUUGAAGAUGCUGAGUGCAAGUCCAGUGACUUCGCAGGUUUCUGCAGAGCAAGACUUUGGGGUGGAUGGAUUUUCUUCUUCGUGUGCAGUUGGAACAAGAAAGGAAUGAGUGUGUGUGUGUGUUUUUAAAUAAUGUACUGGUAUGCAGUGCUUUUCAUGUACUUCUGACACUGUGUGACUGUCGGCAAAGUAAGUGUGGAUCCUACCAAGACAUCACUAUUUUGAAAAACAAGGAUGGAUAAUUUUUAAUUCUUUUUUUUUUAAAGCCCGCUUUUAGAAUGAAGAGAGGAAAAACCCUGAAACUAUAUUCAUGUAUAUGUUUAGAUACAUCAUGUGGGAAAUACAUGUGCCCUGCAAACUGAGAGCAAUAAGCUAUGCAUACUCAGAAUAGACCCAUUGAAAUCAGUCUAUUAUUUCUGUGAGUUUUCUCUGGGUUGGCUACCACCCUGAAGUUGCAAACGGCAUCACUGUGCUUUGAAUUUUGUAUUUAAAUCAGUACACACACACACACACACACACACACACACUUUAAGACGCUCAUGAAAUGUACAGAUUUCAUAUUGGAACCAGCAUAUGCAAGAAGGUGGCACUUAAAGCAGUUACUUUUUUGUACUUAACUUUUCCUUUUGUAUUAUUCUAAAAACUCCCAAUAGCACAAUAUUUCAGAGUAUAUAAUAUGUAAGGGGGAAAGAAAGGGUUUGAAUCUGCUGGUUUGUAAUGUGCAGAGGGAAGUGGGAAGAAAUGGGAAGUGACAAUGACACGUACAGUUUGAAGUGUCAUAAAAUGAGCAAGAACAGUGUCGGUUUUGAAAGAGUGCUAGGUUUAAAAAAUGAAGAAGUAAGGAGGAAUGGUUACAGCUGGCACUUUUUUUUCUUUUAAAGCUAAGAAAAGGAGAAUGCUUUUUGCUUACAGUUCUAGGUCAAAAAGGGGGGGGGAGGCAUUUCCUAAUGUUGUGCUAUGUAACUCCUAGAAGCUCCAAAAUGAAUGAAGUAUAUCCUCAGUAUUAUUCUCUUAUAAAUAUUUGUAUUGAAAACUGGUUGCUACUACUGGUUGAAAUCAAGGUGAAAUUGAAGCACUUUCUUGGCUCUUAUUUAUCUAGGGAAACAUACUAGUAUGUUCUAAGUGGUUAACAUGCCCAUUACUAAGUCGUUUUUACUUUUUGUUUUAGAAAAAAGUUUUUUAAGGCGGAGUCGGUGAGUGAGAGGAACUUGUAUGUGAGAGUGGGUUACUGGUUUACAUGCUUCAGCAGAGAGGCUGCAGUAUUAACCCUUCUAGUUUUAUGUCCCCCUGUCAAGGAAAUCUAAAAGUAUCUUAGGUUCAUAGUCUGUGCUAUGGCAAAAUGUUUCCUUUCCUUUCCUGGGUCACAUCCCUUCAGUGAGGUUGAAACGAGAUAGGAAGGAAGGAAGGAAGGGAGGAAGGUGGGUGUAUGCAUUUUGAUGGGCCUGCAAUCACUUGGAGAACCAGAAACGGCAAAUGUUCUAACUGGAUGGCUAUGGAAGGCAUACAAAAGCAACAGGUUUCCCAUAAUUGCUUAAAAUGGAGAGGUGUUCAUUCUCUCUAUAGGCACUUACACCAUAAACUCAUUUUAUUAAGUAAAUAAGCUGUUUCAAAGCACCUCUGGCUGUGCUUUGGGGAUUGUGGUGAGCUUUUUAGUCAGGAAUUAAAUUGAUCUAUGUGUGAGGUACAUGCCUCUAGGUAUUAUUUUUCUUCUCUUGAAUUUUGACCGUGCCUGUCCUUGCUGUGUACAACCCCCAGUGAGAUGAGGUUAAACGACUGUCCAAAGAGGUUCAUGGCAUACCUUGAAGAAUCUCAUUAGGUCUCGCGUCAUGUUUUAGAGCUGGCCCAAGAGCACUUUGGCUGCUUUCGAUAUCACUGAUGCUAAUUUACACUGCGUAGGCUCAGUUAUGUUGGUUUUUUCCCCUCUGUUUGAAGUCAGUCUGGAUGAGCCAGUUUUGCUACCAGCCUUUAGCUGUUGACCACCAACAGCAGUUUCUGCAAAUUUUAUGUUUGUGGCAUUUUGGCUGAAUUCCUUGACUCAGCAUUUUAUUCAUAGAUUCUGGAAAUGUAGCGUUUCUUUUUCCCCAAGAGAGCUUUCCCUCAAGCUGGGUGCCUUAUGUCAGCAUUGAAAGGUGGGGUGAGUUUAGGCAGGGAAGGCAGCACAGAGGGAUUUGGAACUGUUCUGAAUGCACAAUAUGGCAGUCAGAAGGGCUGUCUUCUUACGUGAAGUCAGAGACCAUAGAGCAGGGCUGGGUAACCGAGGGCCCUCCAGAUGUUGAAGUACAACUCCCAAAGUCUCUGCCCAUUGGCCAGAAAGCUUGAGCUGUUGGGAACUGCAGUUCAGCACCAUCUGGAGAGCCAACGGUCAAUCUCACUAUAAAGAAUUGCUUUUAAUAUUUUGCUUUUAAUUUUCUGAUCGAGUUUCCUCUCUUGGUUGUAUUGGAUGUUCCCUGGAGAUGUACUUUGGCGCAAUAGUUUCUGAAUAAUGGUACUGAGACUCUGUUCGUCUAGUAGCCUUACUUGCACAGCACAAGGAGGAAGGGAGGGCACUGCACUGACUCCCUCUGCGUAACUAAGCAUGCCCUCCGAUAUGUGCAGUUCAGAAACACCUUAUGGUGCAACAUUGCCCUGUCUGCUCUAAGCACAACACAGAGAAUCACAGAACUCUAGUCCCUUACUAAUGGAGGCUCAAGUCUCUCCCCGCGGCAAGCCCGUUGCCCUGCAAACCAUUGCUUAGAUUGCAUUUGCUUUUGAAAACUGAGGAAACUUCAGAAGUGGUUUGGGAUGGAAGAAUAGGAGGCGCAAGGUAGGGGUGGGUAGUUUGAAUAUGGACAAGACUUUGAGAUGGGAAAGGGGGAUCUCCAAGUGUGUCUUUUACUUCAGUUUCCUUGGUUUUCCUCCGUCUCGGUACAGUCAAACAUUUUGGGGUGGGUGGAAAUGCAAGCUGUAAUGGCGAAUGUUUUUAGAACUCCAGCAAGAGCAAAAAGAGCAUUCUUGCUGCGAAUGGACAAGGGUGUGUGUGUGUUUCUUCUCUACUUAUCCUGAACUGGCCUUUUCGAUUAUUCUGAUUUCCUUGAAGCUGCAUUUCGUAUCUCAAAAAUGCUAAAUCAGUGAACUUGAAUAGAAGUGGUUUGUUUCUUUGUUUUGGUAUAUGUAGCCAAAACGUACGUUGACAUGAUGCUGUCUUGUGAAGUAAAGAAUGUGCCACAAUUUCCCACCCCUAAAACGACCCGUGGUGCUAAAUGAGGUAGUGUUUGACCCAGUUACUACAGAUUAAGCAAGACAUAGAAAACUGGUGAGAGAGAGAGAGAGAGAGAGAGAGAGAGAGAGAUCUGCAGCUGCUUUAGUCACGCUAAACUCCCUCUUGAAACGACUUGAAAAGAAAACCUUCCUAAAAGAAUAAAGGGAAGUUGCAUGCCAUUUUAUUUCACCGGAAUGUCCCAAUAUGCGUCGAGGGUGUUUGAAACAAUCUAAACGGAACCUUAAGGAAGAUUCUGGAAGGAAAAUGACCAGUCAGGUGAUCUAACCCAUUUUCUUACUAAAGGUCAGAUACCUUUUGUCAAAACAGGUAUGUGAGGUUCCUUUUCCUGAAUGGCUCUCUUGGACCCAAAACUUAACUUCCCUGCUGGCUUAAUCUAGGUAGGAUGUGAGUCUGUGUUCAUUUGCUCCUACUGUAGUGUGGAAUUGCCCCCCCCCCAAAAAAAUAUCCAAUUCUCAGCUGCUCCUGUCAUGUUUCUCUGUAGGGGCUACAUGGGUAAGGCAGAUGAUGUCGUUUGUUCCCACACCAGUAUUGUGCUUGCUGUGGGAAGGAACCAUGUCGUGUGCAUGAUCCUUCCAUGCUGCUGGGCUCCCAACUCGCAUCAUUUUCAGCUAGCAUGGCCGUUGGUCAAGGAUGAUGGGAGUUUCAGUCUACCAACAUCAUUAAGGGCACUCCUGAUCUGCACGAUUCCACCAUAGUGGGGAGACGAGAGACUGGACCACAAGCAGUUCCCAUGCCAUUCUGGAAAUGUGUGAAUCUGUCUAGGGCUCUGGAAGCUUGUUGGGGAGCAGGGUUGACCUUGCAAGGUUUCCUGAGAUUUGGAGACUUCAACAUCUCAUUGGCCUUAAUUGGAUGCUCAGAAUUAAUUGUAUGUGAGUGAAAGACGCUGGAUCUUGGGCUUUAUUUCCACUUCUUCUUUUUUUGUGCCAGUAUACAGGGAUUUAUAAAUUUCUUUCCUUUAACAGUAGCACGUGUCUCCUACUCAAGUAUUAUUUUUCUAGCAUCAAGCUAAAGGUUUUUUUUAAAAAAAAGUUUGCUCUGCUUUGUGUCUCUCUCAAUCAGUACUGUAAAAAAAUGUAAAAUUUAUUCAGCUUUAAACCUUGUACAAUUGAAAUGGGGUUUGUAAAACAAUGUACAAAUUGUAUUUGAUAGACAGAAAGGCUUGUUUUUCUUUGAUAUGUAAUAUAUGUGAAAUGAAUUAUAUCAUAGUCUAUUUUUGCCAUGGAAAUAAAUAUUUGAAGCGCUUA